UUUAUGCACAGAAUACAAUACAAUGUCUUGCAUAAAUUUGUCGRUCUGGUCUUAAUUAGCCAGAGAUCACAAACGGGCGAGGAGCACACAGGUUUGAUCCCAGCGUCAAAGAACCGAAAGAUGGCAUCCUCUACAGGAAUCAGUCCAGAACAGAACGGGAUCUUGUCUAUGAUGCAAGGACUAUGGCAGAACCGAUGUCUUGGUAUUGCARUAGGCUUCCAUAUCCCUGAGAUUCUAUGCAACAGCGAAGAAGCAUCUACUGCUAUAGACGACAUCGCCAAACGUUUAGAGUGUAAAUCAAGCAAGAAUAUCUACACUUUAAUGAGUAUUCUUGCAAAGUGGGGCAUAGGAACAGAGCUGGAAGGCAAGCGCUUUGCCAAAAACAACGCCAUGGAGUUGUUAAGAAGAGACAAGGGACCAAGUCUUGGGCAUUUUGUGGCUCAUCAUUGCAGUGAUGAAAUUCUCUCGGCAAUGAGAUCAAUGCCAGAAUGCAUUAAAAGUGGUCAACCAGCCUUUCUUAUCGAACACGGGAUGAACCAUAUCGAUUACAUGAAUAAAGUCGAAGAACGCCCUAGUGACAAGCAAAACAUGUUCCACAYGUGGAUGUCAGAAAACCCAGUGAGCAGCAGCGAGCGAAGAAAAGAAUUUGCUGAAAACUACAACCAAGCAGUCGAUUUUUACAACGAUCUAUUCAUCUUAGAAAGGGCCAAAGGGGUGCAAACUCUUUACACGGUUUUCCCAUGGUCCUCAUGCCAUAAAAUAGCCGACGUUGGUGGAUGCACAGGUCACUUCCUCGCCUCAAUCUUGAAGCUACCGGCAUGUGAACACGUGCAAGGGUGUGUUGUUGACCUACCRCACGUGAUAGACGACGCACUGAAAAAUAGCGAGCGCAACGGCAUUCCAAAAAGUCGUAUUCAGUUUAUAAAACACGACUUCUCCGAACCGUUCCCGAGUGAACGCCGACUAGAAGUCGAUACCGUGAUCAUCAAAAAUGUGAUUUCAAUGUUUGUUGGAAGGUUGGAGUUGACCAUCAAGUUUUUGCGUAACUGCAGAGGUCUACUCCCCGMGCAWGGAGGUAGAGUAGUCAUUAUUGAAUAUGCGGAGUGUGGUGAUAAGAUUGGGUUGAACGGCUUGCAGCAAGGCUGGUAUGACAUGCAUAUGCUUAACAUYGCUGGUAUCUCAAUCACAUCUGGAGCUGACUGGGAUGCCAUGAUGAGAGAUGCAGCUUCGCAGGCUGGUUACCAGUUUCAGCGGGCUUAUGAUACCUUUGCUGGGGGGCUUAGUAUUUUUGAACUGUCAUGUGAUUGAYGAUGAUGCAGCAAACUAAAAACCUUGAGAAAAGUUUUCGAAGGUAGACAGAUAGGGUAAUAAUAUUCUUUAUCCUUAUUGGAUGGAGUGAUUGCAAGCUGAAAUAAAAUUAUGACCAAUGCUGAUUAAUUUUUACUAUACGAGAAAUAUAUGGUAACAAAGCAUCCGUAAAUUUACUGCGUCUGACCAUUAUUUUAACAUUACAUUAAACAACUAGAAAAUACGACUAAAAUUCUCGUUUUGUUUUGAUUGAUUCUUUCGACCACCCCAUGUAAAAUAGGGCAAUAAUCAACAAGAAGACGAGUUUCCAGCAGAAAUUAUAUUUAAUGUUUUCAUCCAGGAUAAGAUUACAUUCUGUACAGCACUUUCUGAAAACACCGUGAAUUCAGGCUUUUUACAAAGCAAAGUUAAAUUAAAACUGUUGUUUUUAACAAUAA
Messenger RNA from Exaiptasia diaphana, 1745 nucleotides. Its product is annotated as tabersonine 16-O-methyltransferase. NCBI's taxonomy places the organism in Eukaryota, Metazoa, Cnidaria, Anthozoa, Actiniaria, Aiptasiidae. The transcript has 2 exons. Bases 4 to 1308 code for a protein of 434 amino acids. The record is from RefSeq and is a predicted model, not a curated record. Gene Ontology annotation, molecular function: O-methyltransferase activity.